AUGUGUCACGAACUGAGACGUCGAAGUUCGUCAUUGCGAAUAACAUUUCAUAGGUCAUCUAGUUUGGUUGGUAAAGUUGGAUCAAAAGCUUCUGAACCACACGAAAGUCGCAAAAUACGUACUAUUAGAGAUUUUUCUGGACGUUCCUCCCUUUCCAGUCUCGGCAUUUCCUUGCCUAAAUGGGGACGUAGUGUUAGUCGAAGCAGACGUAGGACUAGUGAGAAAACAGUUGAAACUCCUUUGCCUCAUGGUAAGCAAGAAGAUAUAUCCGAUAUUUCACUUAAUAUCGUCCAAGAACACAGUACAACAUCAAACAAAUCUCAAAAUGGUUUCAGUCCAGUAUCGCGUUUAACAAAAGCGGAUUGUCCUAAAGAAAUGUGCCAUUUUAUUAUGCCAUUGCGACGUCUGAUUUCUCGUGACUACUUUCAUUCGAAGUCACUACGCUCUCGUCUUCGUUCUUCUCUGCGUCAAAAUGAAGCUGCUGUUUCUCCUAUCAUUCAGGUCAAGUCACCACAUGGUUACUCUGCUUAUAAAUGUGAUUUGGACUCUCCUGAACCUCGUGGACAGCUUAACGGGUCUAACAUCUCUAACACAUCAUAUUCAGCAGUGGAUUCUUGUGAAAUUUAUUGUCAGCCUUUACAUUGUAGUGCUUGUGGGGAGACGCUAGUAUUACAUACAGAUAUCAAUAGUGCAAAUAUGAUAUCGCCAGGACCACAGUUUUCGGAAUUGCUACUCCGUCCACCUGUUUCCAUUCUCUCGAGCUCCAUGUCUUCCUCAUAUUGGCAGGCUGAAGACCCAGGAUAUACAAUCUUUACGGAUGCUCAUCUAGAUGCUCUGGUUGAGGUGAAUCGCCGUUACAUAUCAGAAUCUGAUGGAGAUCGCAAUCUAAAGCAUUCUAGUGUAUCUCUUCCCAGAAAUUCCUAUAGAUCGUACCUCCAAACCGAUUCGGUUAGUUUACUUUUAAACAGUUGA
Molecule: messenger RNA, 972 nt
Organism: Schistosoma mattheei
Lineage: Eukaryota; Metazoa; Platyhelminthes; Trematoda; Strigeidida; Schistosomatidae
Source: the annotation of a GenBank genome assembly